CGACUGUCAGCGCUGUGUAUCGAACCAGCUGUGCCUUUGAUUUUGAGCGCAUUCUGCGACGCAAAGUAAAUAAAUGUAAUUAAAUGGAAAACGCGUUCAUAAAAAGGCGCACGCUGACGCUCAGCACGCGGCUGCUGCACAAACGCCACAGCGCCUCGCCGCAAAACUGCGGGCGCCCUGGCGGCGGACACGAUGUGUCAAUAGAUGCACCUGGCUCUCCCUCGUCUAUUGUGUGCCCACUAGACGAUGUGGAGUGCACGCCCCCCAACAAGAAGUCGCUGAGUCUCGACGAUAGCGUUGACUUUUCGCCUCGCAUGGACAUCAGCCUGUCGCCCAAUUGCCUCUUCUCGCAGACGCUGGCCACCGAGAGCCCGGAGGUUGGCUGGCGUUGGAACCGCAACAGCCACAAUACCGCCAGCGCGAACGUGAACCCCAAGAAGAUAAACACCACGACAGACAGCGGCUUUGAUUCCGCAGAGCUGGCUGCUGGCAAACUCAAGGACCGCCGCAGGCAGCUGACGAUGAAGGGCUGCGAGGAUCGACGGACUCAGCAGGACAACGAGAUGUGGCGUGCGAAGCAAAUACGAGCACGAGACCUGCUCAAGGAGCGAUGCGACAAGCUGCACCGGCAGCUGGACCAAGUGGCAGUGUCUGAGACGCCCAAGCCGGCGGCAGCGAUGGCAGCUCCACCCGUGGCGGCACGCACUCGAUCUGCCAGCAAGAGACCUGCUCCGGAGCCGGAACCUGCGGCGGAUCCAGCAUUUGCAGACUUUCUCAAUGACUCGGAGACGGACAUGUUCCUGUUGGAGGCCUCGCAGCAGCUGGAGUCGAAGAUGGAGACCCAAGUGACCGGAUUGACAGCGACAACCACCACACCCACCAGCCAUCACAAGACAAAGCGGCCAUCGUUCUACAUGAAGUUUCUGGAGGAUGAGAGCGAGAGCGAGGACUGGCUGUCGGCUCUCGAGGAGGCUGUCGAUCAGGCGACCAAUCCCAAAAAGCCGCGCACCUCGCUGCAGCGCUACAAAUCGAUGCCCACCACUGGCGACUCAUCUGCCGCGAAUAGUUGCGGUGAUGGCAACGAUGGUAAUGGAACUGCCGCAGCCGCCAGCUCAUCGUCAGGUUUGUCCAGCCUGGCGGAGACGCCCCGCAUCAAGCGACAUGCCAGCUCGCACGCGCUGUCCCCAGCCACGUCGCAUGCGUUCCCUGCAGCGCGCGGCAAACUUUUCGGCAGCCGGAAAUGAAACUCGAUACCGAAUCAGCGCUCCACAGGCGCACAUCCCACCAGCCCACCAUCCCACCAGCCUUACGUUCCCCCCACAGCGAGUUCCAAUUGUGAUGAGAGCAAAUGUUAGGUUUUAAGUUUCGCUUUCCCCAACUGUUGACCAUUCAGCGGUACUGCGUGUAUACGAGCUAGAUAAUUGAAUUUGUGCAGCUCUGAAGCUGCUUUUGUAAAUUUGAAUUUAAGGCUAAUGAAGCGUUAAUUGUAAUUGAGAGCGUUACGCGGCCAUUCGCCCAUCGACAGUCGUAAUGUUUACGCGGCCGUUACCGUUACCGUUUCCACAGCGCAUGCGACCGGCCAUAUGCUCGGCAUUAUCGGGGGGUGGUCAGUAGGAUGCCGCCCACCUGGUCAGGUGGCUGUAACUGCUGUAGUUGGCUGCUCGAAAUGCGGAGGAUUCGACUCUCCUAGGGUUUUAAGUUUAAGCCUUCCUUUGAGUAAAAUAAUUGAGAUGUAAGCAAA
Molecule: messenger RNA, 1741 nt
Organism: Drosophila subobscura
Lineage: Eukaryota; Metazoa; Arthropoda; Insecta; Diptera; Drosophilidae
Exons: 3
Coding region: 84-1244 (386 amino acids)
Source: RefSeq, a predicted model, not a curated record